CUCUGAUCUCUAUUCUUCUUCUCACAUCCACCAAAUACAGUACAACCACCAGUCCUUCAUACUCUUUGUCAACGCCAUCACAGUCUCCUCUUCAUCCACCACAACAACGCCGCACACUGUCACCGACCCCACCAUUCCACUCAUCUCCUCACGCCUGAGUCUCUUGCCACCCCACAGGACCUCGUCGUCCACCCACUCGACCAUUCCCUCCUUGACCGCAAAGUAAAUGUCUGCGAUCUUUCAAGAGACCAACAAGACUCGCUCGCACGACUUCCUCGCAAACCCCAACAACCGCACUCGCCCUCACGCCACUAGGCUCUCCACUCGCAAACCGUACCUUCACGUCUUCCACAGCCAGCCCCACUACUUGAUAGCACCAAGGCUCUAAGCGGCACCGUGCAUGUCCAUCACGAUGAACACCAACGUGGGGAGGAAGGGCAAACGUGGCCCAACCUCUCCAGCCGCUUCUGUUCACUCUCCCCCCAUCGCCACCUCUCCCCUUCCUAAAAUCAAACUCAACAUUCGCCCCUCCUCACAACAAUACAACCGUCCCCCAUCAGCCUCGUCGCUGUCGCGGCCCGGAUCUUCCAGUCGGCGCCGCGGAGUAUUCUCGGAUGAUGGAAGCAGUUCUUCGGACCUGACUCCUGCCGAGGACGACGACGACGAUGAUGAGGACGAUGACAACGACGAUGAGGACGACAACAAUGAAUUCCCCUCGCAGAUCUUGUCCCGUAACAAGGGCAAGAAGCGCGAGUCUCUACCAAGCACUUCUUCCCCCCAUCUCCCCAAGGGGAGACAACCAAAAGCUGCACCUUCCUCGGCCCGCUCGACUCCCCGGCCUUCGGCGCACGGCCCAAAUGGCCGCGACCGCAAGCGCCACCUCAAGCUUGGCGAGGUUGCGCGCAGGCGUGCGCGCGACGACAAGUUUGGCUUCGGCGGUGACCGCUUUGGAGGUGCUACCCCGACGCAGUCGCGCAUUUCGAACCCUGCACUCAUCGACUCUGACUCUACGUCUUCCUAUGGCGACGACGAGUCCGAGCGCGAGAUGACGCAGUCUCUGGCCGAGGCAGACGAGACUGAGGACGAGUACAUGGGCGGUCUUCAUGAAGCCUUCGCAGGGCACGAGAUUGAGGAUCUCGCAUACGGUGCCGGCCACCCUGACUCGAGUAUGGAAGACGAUGCCGAGAUGGAGUGGUGGAAUGACAACGAGACAGAGAAUGGCGAGGCAAACGAGGAUGAGGACGACGAGGAGUUCAUCGCCAACCUCACUGGCUCCGACAUUGACCAGCUCCAGUCGCAGUCGUCGGUCCACGCAUCGUCUGAUGACCCCAUGAGUGACUCGACCUCCUCUGACACGGACGAUGCCUGUGACGAGUUCGGUUUCUCCACUCGCUCCAAUCACACUGCUGGCGAAGAGCCCCUAGUUCUCAUGGAGAACUGGGAUGGGCAGUUCGUUCUUGUUCAGCCACGUCAGUCCCGCCGCCGCGAGCGUGGGACUGGCUCACGUACUGCCGGUUCCAUCGGCGAGAGCACUACCGCCUCUGCCGGCGAGCAGCAUCUCAUUAUCGACGACGACGCCAACGAUGACACGGACAGCACUGCCGACUGGUCUGGCGUGGAGGACAACGAUGGAGGUGACACGACAGACUCGAUGGCAGAGGAGGACAUGCCUGUCCUUGAUAGCCCGGCGCUCGACCAGAUCAUUGGGCAACAAAUGACCAACCCCCCCCACUACAAUCUGGCGAUGCUGCCCCACCCCAACCCGUUCUUCGAAGCUUUCGGGUCGUUUGAGGCAGCCCUUGAGGCGGUCGCGGCCAACCCGUCAAUCGUCAUCACUGAUGUUGCCGCCACUUCGCCCUCAGGCAGCACACCUUCCACUGCGUCGGCCACCACGCCUGGGAUCACUCCCGGGUUUACUCCUGGAGUGGCUGGUCCUAUCAUGCCUCAGCUUCUGCCAAUGACUCCAGUGACAAGCCCUCCCUCGGGUGUCCUCGCGGCUGGUCCUGUCAUGGGCACGUUCACUGUGAGCAACGAGCCCUGUGAGAGUGCGGUCAUCGACGGCUCCAAGACGACGACCAAAUCGCCUUUCACUCGUCGGAGGCGGCACAAAGGUUCCGACUCUGGCUCAGUGUCGGCCAAGCGCCGCCCUCGAACGGGAGACCCAUUCUCGCCCGUCGUCAAGAAGACGCGUUAUUCCUCUAUUCCUGGCCACCCGCGAUUCAUCGCCGCUCGCCGUGCCGCGCAAGCGCUCAUGGACCCUCUUGAGCGCGAGACCACCCCGUCGGAGGAGGAGCACGCAUUCUCGCUUGACGAUAUGCUCAACAUCCCGGGCAACGACCUCGACACGGCUGAGGAUGACCCUCAGAGUCCCGAACUUCGUCACCUGUUCCGCUUUGACAAAAUCCCUGUGUCGACUUACAUGCGUCGUAACUUUUCGUCGGGCAGUCGGAAUCGCACCGCCCCAAGCACGCCGUCCCAGAGCUCGUUCUCGCUCACAUCGACCACGGGGCGCGCGCCGAACGUUAGCGGGGUGGGGCUUUCCGGAACGCUUGCGGGCCCCCUGCCUUACCCGGCCAGCCGCAUGCUUAUCUCACCUGUCCUUCAGCCCACAGAGGGCCAGUCCCUCCCGAUGAGCCGCAAGGAGCGACGCCGCGCUCGCAAAGGCGUUUCGGUGGACAUGCACCCUCUCCAAAUUUAAGGAGGAGCCAACAACGAAGUAGCAAGAGAAGAAGCCAAUCAGCAGUAUCAAUAUGAAUUCCAGCAUCACAUUACCAUCACCGCCAUCUCCAACCUCCUGGUCCCCAGCACUCCCCCGUACGGGCAUCUCCAGAUCACCACAAUGGUGCCACUUUAAGAAUCCUCAAAAGGGCCUCAGCCCGCGUCUCCUAGCCUCUCAACUGUGUGUUCAAAAAUUCGAAUCUAACAUGUCGUAAAUAGACUGUGACACCGUCCGUCAGUCUCAUCAGUAGCCUGUAGCAGGACAUGCAUGCGGUCGUGUACUGUCU
Cutaneotrichosporon oleaginosum is the source of this 3005-nucleotide messenger RNA. RefSeq lists its product as uncharacterized. Lineage: Eukaryota; Fungi; Basidiomycota; Tremellomycetes; Trichosporonales; Trichosporonaceae. The record is from RefSeq and is a predicted model, not a curated record.